Molecule: messenger RNA, 1689 nt
Organism: Babesia microti strain RI
Lineage: Eukaryota; Apicomplexa; Aconoidasida; Piroplasmida; Babesiidae
Product: PUF6, pumilio homology domain family member 6
Exons: 4
Coding region: 1-1689 (562 amino acids)
Biological process (GO): regulation of translation
Cellular component (GO): nucleolus
Molecular function (GO): mRNA binding
Source: RefSeq, a predicted model, not a curated record
AUGAUGACUUACAUCAAAAAGGCGCCAAAUGUGGGUAUUAAGAAAAUAAACAAAACUAAGAAGCAUGAAAAAAAUACAAAGAGCGCCAAAAUGCCCAGAAUAUCCACAAUAAAAGCCAAAACUAGUUCCAGAAGGGAAUUUGUCAAGGGGCUCAACAAAUUGUACAGUCAAUUAUUGGCCGAACAUAAAGAUAAAUCUGAACAUUUGAUCUCUGAGUUGCUUAAAUUGAUCGGAGACCAUUACCGAUUGCUUAUUCGACAGAAACAUUCAACUAGAAUCCUACAAGCUUGUUUGAAAUACGGUACGGAUGAGCAGAGGCAGUAUAUCUACCAAAAAAUUAAGGACGAAAUUCCCUAUCUAUGCAUGACGAACCAUGGAUCACAUCUGGCGAUUAAAGCCUACAGGUACUGCAAUGCUGAUGCUAAAAAACAUUUUGAAGAUAAUAUUAUUUUCUCAGCAGCCUCCCUCAGUUACCUUAAAAGCCGAUAUGGUUCCCUUAUUUGGGAUUUCAUAUACAACAAGUUCAGCAUGGCUAAGCAGAUUGGCUCGCUUUUACAGCUACUAGUUCCAACGUCUGUAAAGGUACUUAAACCAGAUUUGUUUGAUAUCCUGUUGAAGACUAAGAACCUAAAUCAAUUACACGCUAAAAUUGCUUGUGACCAGGAACUAUUUCCAAAAUACAAAGAGAUAUGCGUGGGUCUGUUUGGCAAAUUAAUCGAUAGACAUCUAACAAACACAAGUAUAUCACAUGAUAUAGGUUAUUUAACCUGCUUAUUAGCUAGUGAUGAUGAAAUGGACGAUCUAGCACAAAGAUUUACGCAAGGGCUGGAUUCCUUGUAUAUCACAAAAUCGGGAGUAUUUGUUGCUUGUCAUUUAUAUGGAUAUACUCCACCAAAGCAACGCAAAACUAUCGUAAAACAACUAAAACAAAACCUAGAAGAGAUGGCCACUAAUGUAGCGACUAAUUUAUUUGUAUCCCGAGUCCUACUAGUGACGGAUGAUACAAAAUUAACAAUUGAACACCUGGUCAAGCCAUUAGGUGAAAUAACCAGUAAACUGGCCUUCGACAAGUAUGGGCACAAGAUCAUAGUCUCCCUUGCAAAUAAAGAAGCCCUAACUCUGUAUAAUGGGUACGAAAGGGAAGUUAUUCGGCUUCCCUCACCCCGAAGCCUUAAGGAAUUCGAAUUAAGACACUCACAACUAUCUGAGGCAUUCCGCACGUUGUUACUGAAUGUAUUAUCGCAAAACCAACACCAAAUUGACGUUUGGCUUAAGGAUAAAUAUUCAUCCCUAGUAAUUGAAUCCGCUCUAAGUAAAUUCAAUUUGGAUCUAUUCAAUACAAUAUCAGGAGCUAUAAAUGAUAAAUUUGAUGGAUCAUUAGGGCUACUAGACAACAGCACCUGUCUACAUUUGGUACAACGGAUUAUUAAAAAGUUACCUAGUGACGUCAGAGAGACGGCAUGUGAUAACAUUUGGAAUGUUAUUAGUCCAAGAAUAGACCAAAUUUUAAUGUCGAGGUCUGUAUUCUUGCUAGUGUCUAUUUUGGAGACAGUGGACAGAUCCUCGCCAGUUUUUUCGUCCGCUACAAACUUAAUAUGUCAUGACGAUAUUUUGAAAGCGAAAUCAAAAAACUCUUCAAAUUGUGGACUUAACAUUCUAGAAAAGAUACUUUUCAAUACUCAAACCUAA